AUGUGGCACAUCCACGAGUAUGAGGUGAAGAGCGACGUCCUUUUCCUUCCCGGUGUCAUUGGUCCGGUUGAGCGGCAAGAUCGGGAGAAAGUGUCGAAAAUAUACGGAAAGACGAUUCUCUUUUUGGCAGGGUACGAUCGGAAGCAUCAAGAUGCAGAAAAAAAAGCGGAGGAGGCAUCAGGUACGAAGAUUAUUCUCUACUUCUCCAUUUGUUUUUUUGGAAUGACGACCUCUCCUCUUAGGACUUUCCAAUCUUCCUUAAAGCCAAGAAACGUGAACUGUUUGGGUUAUCUUGGAAACAAAUUUCCCAGAAAACCUCGGUAUGAUAUCAUUCCACAUGCCAAGAAAAACGACUGGAUAUCUCACGGGAUUAGGUUCUCACAAUCAUUCGAGGAAAAUGUUGAGAUUUUAUGGAAGAAUAUGGGAUUAAGAAAUGGGUUUGUGGUGAAGUCCGUGAAAGAGCCUUUCACUAGAAGCAAAGCUAUAGUUAGGUCAUUAUCCAUAGUCUGGGAGGAAGGUUUGCUUCUAUUCCAGUGUUCUGUAUUCUAUGUUGUGAUAUCUGGGCUUGAGGAGUUCCGUAAAAAGAAAGCAGCAGCUAAAAAAGCUGCAUCCAGUAAUUCUGUUAAUGGAGACUUACAUGAAGUAAAAACUUCAGUUGCUGAUGCUAUAAACACUUUCAAUAAACCUUCUACAAAUAAUAAUCCAGAGGAGGAUAAUAAUAAUAGCAAUUUGAAUCAUUACAGUAAUAUAGGUGCAUUGUUAGGGACAUAUGAAGAUAACAGAUUUAAAUCCGAGUCAAAGAAGCCUUAUCUCAAGUCAAUUGGCUCUCUUAACCUUGGAGGUGGACCCGACUUAGAAAGGAAACUCAAGUACACAGAGCAUGUUUGCUCAGGGGUAAUUUUGGGAAAAGAGCUUGUAACUGCCUCUCCCAAUGUACUUACCCCUGGGGUAUCAGCGGAAGAAGCUGAAAAGAUUGCUUCAACAAUCGAUUGUGAUAAGUUAUCUGAUAUAGGUUCCGAGUAUGAAGGGUUUUGGAUUGACACAGUUGAUAAGCAACCUUGCAUUGGUAUGGGCAGUGGCGGAUCUAGUAUAGAAGAAGUGGGGUGCAUGGACCCCACUUAA
Messenger RNA from Lactuca saligna, 1122 nucleotides. NCBI's taxonomy places the organism in Eukaryota, Viridiplantae, Streptophyta, Magnoliopsida, Asterales, Asteraceae. The record is from the annotation of a GenBank genome assembly.